Molecule: messenger RNA, 723 nt
Organism: Lodderomyces jiufengensis
Lineage: Eukaryota; Fungi; Ascomycota; Pichiomycetes; Serinales; Debaryomycetaceae
Exons: 1
Coding region: 1-723 (240 amino acids)
Source: RefSeq, a predicted model, not a curated record
AUGCUCAGUCAAGAGACAUCGGAUUCCAACAAUAUAGAUUCCUUCAUGUCGUCAUUAUUGAACAAUCGAGGUCAAAUUCAAACACAAACACAAACACAGACCCAAAGUACAGAUAUUUUUAAAUCUCAACAAGAUACUCCUGCAACUUUGAUAUCAAGAGCUGCUAGACUAGAGUUAGAGUCUAUAACAUUAAAAGAAUCCCUUAAAAGGGCAGAUGAUUUAUUAAAAAGUUUGUCAACAGAAGGAGCAUUACUGAAAUUAAAUGCGAUUCAGGAUGAAUUGCAAGAAGUUAAAGAAGUGGUUGAACACAGGGAAACUAAAAUAGAUUUACUUGCUGUUGACAUUAAAUCGAUGGACAAGAAUAGCUUGAUUUUGAAGAGGGUCAGUGAGGAAAUUAACUUGGUCAAAGAUAGGCUAUUCGAUGUUGAUAUUGUUCUCAAAACAUUGACCAUCAAUCAAGAAAAUAUUAAUUCUCAGUUUGCAAAACAAAAUGAAACUUUAAAUGAACUAUUAGAGAACAAAGAUAAUAUAAAUGAUGGAAUCGACGAAAUUAAACAAUUUUUAAACUUAUUGUUACCCAGAUUUGUUAGUCUUGAAAGUUUAUUAACUCGAUCAGCUGAAUUAAAAAAUAGUACCAGUAUAUCACCUUUCUCAUCAGGUUUAUCACAAGAAACGAUUAAUAAAGAACCUCACCAAUUAAGGAAAAGGAGAAAAUUACUAUAG